Messenger RNA from Merops nubicus (carmine bee-eater), 3173 nucleotides. Its product is annotated as receptor-type tyrosine-protein phosphatase delta-like. Gene Ontology annotation, biological process: cell-cell adhesion. The record is from RefSeq and is a predicted model, not a curated record. Gene Ontology annotation, molecular function: protein binding. Lineage: Eukaryota; Metazoa; Chordata; Aves; Coraciiformes; Meropidae.
UUCGACGAGUCCCACCGAGGUUCUCUAUCCCCCCCACCAAUCAUGAGAUCAUGCCUGGCGGGAGUGUCAAUAUCACAUGUGUUGCGGUGGGGUCACCAAUGCCAUACGUGAAAUGGAUGCUAGGAGCAGAAGAUUUGACACCUGAGGAUGACAUGCCAAUAGGGAGGAAUGUCCUUGAGCUUAAUGAUGUCAGACAGUCUGCAAACUAUACUUGUGUUGCUAUGUCUACCCUUGGUGUUAUAGAAGCAAUAGCACAGAUAACUGUCAAAGCCUUACCCAAACCUCCUGGAACACCUGUGGUGACGGAAAGCACGGCAACAAGCAUAACGUUGACUUGGGAUUCUGGAAACCCUGAGCCUGUCUCUUACUACAUAAUCCAACACAAACCCAAAAACUCAGAGGAGCCAUAUAAAGAAAUUGAUGGGGUGGCCACAACGCGCUAUAGCGUGGCUGGCCUAAGCCCAUAUUCAGAGUAUGAAUUUCGAGUAGUUGCUGUAAAUAACAUUGGGCGAGGGCCCGCCAGUGAGCCUGUGUCAACAAGGACUUCAGAGCAAGCACCUUCAAGUGCACCACGCAAUGUACAGGCCCGUAUGCUGAGCUCUACCACCAUUUUGGUACAGUGGGAAGAACCUGAAGAACCUAAUGGACAAAUACAGGGUUACAGAGUUUAUUACACCAUGGACCCUACUCAACAUGUCAACAGUUGGAUGAAGCACAAUGUAGCUGACAGCCAUAUUACUACUAUUGGGAAUCUGGUACCCCAGAAGACAUACUCUGUGAAGGUUCUUGCUUUUACUUCUGUUGGAGAUGGACCACUUUCUAGCGACAUUCAAGUCAUCACUCAAACAGGAGUUCCUGGUCAGCCACUGAACUUCAAAGCAGAACCCGAGUCUGAAACAAGCAUAUUGCUUUCUUGGACACCUCCACGCUCUGAUACCAUUUCCAGCUAUGAACUGGUUUACAAAGAUGGGGAGCAUGGGGAAGAGCAACGGCUUUCCACUGAACCUACUACAUCCUAUCGCCUGCAAGGCUUAAAGCCAAACAGCUUGUACUUAUUCCGCCUAGCUGCACGUUCUCCUCAAGGACUGGGUGCUUCAACAGCAGAAAUCUCAGCAAGAACCAUGCAGUCAAAGCCAUCAGCUCCUCCUCAAGACAUUAGUUGCACAAGCCCCAGCUCCACUAGCAUUUUGGUAAGUUGGAAACCUCCACCGGUGGAUAAACAGAACGGCAUUAUCACUGAAUACUCCAUCAAGUACAUUGGGAUUGAUGGAGAAGAUGUCAAGCCCCAUGAAAUUUUGGGAAUUUCCUCGGACAGUACCCAAUACCUUUUGGAACAGCUGGAAAAAUGGACUGAGUACCGGAUCUCUGUGACUGCCCACACUGAUGUUGGACCUGGCCCAGAGAGCUUGGCAGUAUUGAUUCGGACAGAUGAAGAUGUUCCUAGUGGUCCUCCUCGCAAAGUCGAGGUAGAGGCUGUCAACUCUACUGCUGUUAAAGUGUCAUGGCGCUCACCUGUACCAAAUAAACAGCAUGGUCAGAUCCGAGGAUACCAGGUCCACUAUGUGAGGAUGGAAAAUGGAGAGCCAAAGGGUCAGCCCAUGCUGAAGGACAUCAUGCUGGCUGAUGCACAGUGGGAAUAUGAUGAUACUACUGAACAUGAAAUGAUAAUUUCUGGGCUUCAGCCUGAAACUACAUACUCCUUCACUGUGACAGCCUAUACAACGAAAGGUGAUGGAGCGCGCAGCAAGCCCAAACUUGUGUCUACUACUGGUGCAGUUCCAGGCAAACCUCGGCUUGUGAUUAGCCACACACAGAUGAACACGGCUCUAAUUCAGUGGCACCCUCCUAUGGACACUUUUGGCCCACUGCAGGGUUAUCGUCUGAAGUUUGGACGGAAAGACAUGGAUACAUUAACGACCAUGGAGUUCUCCGAGAAGGAAGAUCACUUCACGGCCACAGACAUUCAUAAAGGAGCUUCUUACAUCUUCAAGCUCUCAGCUAGAAAUAAAAUGGGCUUUGGGGAGGAGAUGGUUAAAGAGAUUUCUGUUCCUGAAGAGGUGCCCAGUGGAUUUCCCCAAAAUCUCCGCUCGGAAAGCUCUACUUCUACAUCAGUUCAAUUAACUUGGCAGAUGCCGCUCUUGGCAGAGAGAAAUGGCAUUAUCACCAAAUACACCAUCUUGUACAGAGAUAUCAAUGUUGCUUACCAGCCAGUUGAACUUGAUACCACUUUGACACUUUCUGGCUUAAAACCAGAUACUACAUAUGAUGUAAAAGUACGUGCCCACACAAGCAAAGGGCCUGGUCCAUAUAGUCCAAGUGUCCAGUUCAGGACACUACCCGUGGAUCAAGUGUUUGCAAAAAAUUUUCAUGUCAAAGCAGUAAUGAAGACUUCUGUUUUGCUGUCCUGGGAAAUUCCAGAAAAUUACAAUUCAGCCUUGCCUUUCAAAAUCCUCUAUGAUGAUGGCAAAAUGGUGGUAGAGGUUGAUGGACGUGCUACCCAAAAGCUGAUCACUAACUUGAAGCCCGAGACAUCGUAUUCAUUUGUGCUGACGAAUAGAGGGAAUAGCGCUGGAGGUCUUCAGCACAGAGUGACAGCAAAGACUGCACCAGACGUGCUUCGCACCAAGCCAGUCUUCAUUGGAAAGACCAACUUAGACGGCAUGAUAACUGUGGAACUUCCAGAAGUACCUUCAAAUGAGAAUAUAAAAGGUUAUUACAUAGUUAUUGUGCCUUUGAAGAGGUCUCGUGGAAAGUUUAUUAAACCAUGGGAGAGUCCAGAUGAAAUGGAGCUAGAUGAGCUGCUUAAGGAAAUAGCUAGGAAACGCAGAAGCAUUCGUCUUAGGAGGGAAGUUGAAUUAAAGCCAUAUAUUGCAGCUCACUUUGAAGUUCUUCCUACUGAGUUCACACUGGGGGAUAAGAAGCAUUAUGGUGGCUUUGAGAAUAAGCAACUGCAGAGUGGUCAAGAGUAUGUCUUCUUUGUGCUGGCUGUAAUGGAGCACUCAGAAUCUACUAUGUAUGCAACCAGCCCGUAUUCUGAUCCUGUUGUGUCAAUGGAUCUUGAUCCGCAACCAAUUACAGAUGAGGAAGAAGGCUUGAUUUGGGUUGUUGGACCAGUUCUUGCAGUGGUGUUUAUCAUCUGUAUUGUCAUUGCUAUACUUCUUUAUAAAAGGUAA